GCUCAUGGUGAAGUUUGGAGUUGUGGUCUUUACUCGUGACGUUUUUUUUUUUGUUAUUAACCGUUUCUGUGGCGUUUUAAAACCCGACAGGACGAGGCAGGUCUUUUCUUUAUAAAUAUUUCCUGCGAAGCGACCUAAAAGUGUUGGGCAGAUCAGGCCAGAUGUCCUCCUCCUCUUCUGUCGACCUAAAUACCGGGGUUCAGAUGCCCCUCCUGGGUUUGGGGACCUACAAGUUGUGGGGUCCUGAAGAGGUGUAUCGGGCCGUGAAUGCUGCUCUGGCUGCUGGUUAUCGAGCCUUCGACAGUGCAGCCGUCUACCGGAACGAAGCCGACUUGGGUCGAGCGCUGAAGGAGCUCCUGCCCAAACAUGGCCUAACCAGAGAAGAUGUGUUCAUAACCAGUAAGCUGGGCCCUAAGGAUCAGGGUGAGCGGGCCAUGGACGGCGCCCUCCACAGCCUGGCCCAGCUGGACUUGGGCUACAUCGACCUCUAUCUGAUCCACUGGCCCGGCACGCAGGGUCUGGUAGUGACUGACAAACGCAACCCAGGCAACCGAGCUCAGAGUUGGGCCACACUGGAGGAGCUGCAUAACCAGGGGAAGCUUAAGGCCAUAGGAGUGUCCAACUACACCCCGGCUCACAUGAGGGAGCUGAUGCAGAGCUGCAAAGUCCCUCCUGCAGUGCUACAGGUAGAGUUUCACCCACGGCUGUGCCAGGCAGAGCUGAGGAGUGUCUGUGAGGAAUAUAAAGUGUGUUUCCAAGCCUACUCCUCCCUGGGGAAAGGAGAGCUGGUCACCGAUCCUGCAGUCACGGAGGUGGCCAAGAACUGCAAACGCACACCUGCACAGGUUCUGCUGCGCUGGGCGGUGCAGCAGGGCGUCCCGGUGCUGCCCAAGUCAUCGAAUCCAGACAGAAUACAGGAGAACGCCAGACUUUUUGACUUCACCCUGAGCGACACGGACAUGGACAGACUGUCAGCUUUGGACUGCGGCCACAAGUACUGCUGGGAUCCGUCAGAGGUGGCCUGAAACACAAACUGGGACACUAACUCUCCUCCAUGAUGCCUGCUGUGUGGGGAAUUACACAUGCAGCUUAGUUUUUACAUAAUCAGAUCAACUAUUGUUAUUACCCAUAUUCCACAAUACACCGAGAGCCGUUUCAGUCAGUAUUUAAAGGUUUUUGUUGCCUGAUGAUGAAUUUUCAUGUUUACAGAUCUGCUCUUGUGCCAUCACUUUAAGACUAAUUCCACAUUCGUCACAAGCUCUUGCCUCACUCCUGUGUCUUUUCAUGUUCUUACGACUUAUCUGCGAAUUACCACAAUCUCGGGACUUCAAAGUCGUCGAAUUUUAAAGAAGCACAACAAAGCGAAUCUCUUUAAAACCACUCUUAAAAUUAUUUAUUCAGGACAGCAUAUACCAGAGGUUUCACAGCUGUAGAGAAAAUACAUUUACAAAAAGUCAUUAAAAACUGAUAAAGAAUCCAACAAAAAAAACAAAAAAACAAAAGGAAAUAUUAAAAUUCAAUUUUCUCCACACACAUCUCCAGAUUCAAGUAAUACUAAGGAUGGUUGCAAAACUCCAGGUGCCCAGGCAGGUUUUGUUUUUUUCCUCUGGGGUGUGUUCACUGCCACAAAAUCAGAGCCACAAAACGACUUGCUUGUUUUUUUGUUUUUUUUUCGUGACAGUAAACGCACCUCCACAUAUAUUGUGCUUUUUUUUUUUUUUCCUUUUCUUGAGCGUAAUAUGCGACAGCGAGCAGUAAAGUUUAAGGCGGUAAUUGGGUAAACAGACAAGGCUGGCUAUGCGGUGUCACAUCACAGGUUACAGCGUGUUCAAGGCAGUUCAUUACAACAUUAUAGUACUCCGGCUGGACUUCUUAUUUUCAAGAGAGUAAAGCGUUUCUAUCUGGCCCCGACCCUCUCAGCACCAUGCACGUGUUCUCCGCCAGCUGAUCCAGUUGUACUACUUGUGUCAAAGUACAUGCACAGGUCUAUUUGGAGUGUUAAAAUGUAAAAAAAAAAAAGAAGAAAAAAACUGAAACUCAUGUGUGAUAUCAUAAAACAGUGGAUGUACUCCUUUUUCAACAGUUUAUAUUUGACAAAUGAUCAGUCAGUGGAUCUCGCACAGUCAAGUCGAUGCAAACAUAGUAAAGAAAAGCUUCCAAGACAAACUAACCCUAGCAAUGAAAAGCUUCAAAGACAACACAAACGCCGCCCUCGGCCCUGCACACCCGAGCACUUCGCAGCUCGACCCGACGAGUCGAGAGGAAGAGAGUAAGACACAAGUAGAACAAACCUAUCACCACUUUCAAUAAUCACAUUGAUAAACAAUUCACAACUAGCCCAAUCUUUUUUUAUUUUUUUAUUUUUUUAUACCGAGCUGUAUGGGAGUGCUGAUGAUGCAACUCUAUUUUAUUGUGAGCUGCAUGUGCCAAGUAUUCCU
Molecule: messenger RNA, 2438 nt
Organism: Stegastes partitus (bicolor damselfish)
Lineage: Eukaryota; Metazoa; Chordata; Actinopteri; Pomacentridae
Product: prostaglandin F synthase
Exons: 6
Coding region: 162-1025 (287 amino acids)
Source: RefSeq, a predicted model, not a curated record